AUGGAAGCCCCUGAAUACCUUGAUUUGGAUGAAAUUGACUUCAGUGAUGACAUAUCUUAUUCAGUCACGUCACUCAAGACCAUACCGGAACUGUGCCGAAGAUGUGACUCGCAAAAUGAAGACAGAUCAGUUUCUAGCUCUGGCUGGAAUUGUGGCAUCUCUACUCUUAUUACGAACACACAGAAGCCCACAGGGAUUGCCGACGUGUACAGCAAGUUCCGCCCGGUGAAGCGCGUUUCCCCGCUGAAGCACCAGCCAGAGACUCUGGAGAGCAAUGAGAGCGAUGACCAGAAGAACCAGAAGGUAGACUUCCAGAAAGGAGGUGAUGCUGACACAGGCCCCCAGCCGGAGGAGCUUGGCCCUGAAGAGGGAGUGGGCGGACCGCCCGGGAAGGGCUCAGAGCCCCCCGCCUCACUGGGCGAGCUGGAGCAUUAUGACCUGGACAUGGAUGAGAUCCUGGAUGUGCCUUACAUCAAGUCCAGCCAGCAGCUUGCCUCUUUCACCAAGGCAACCUCGGAAAAAAGAAUUCUGGGUUUGUGCACUACCCUCAAUGGCCUUGCCACCAGUAAAGCAUGUUCUGCUGGAGGUGCUGAGAACCCGCCAUCCACCAUGACGCCCUUCUGUGUCCUGUCUCCCGUGAAAAGUCCUCACUUGAGAAAAGCACCCACCAUAGUCCACGACCAGCACAAGCUGGGCCCGGAGGAACCCGAGAGCAUGCCCGCUCUGGUCCAGUGUGGCUCCACAUACGAGCCCGAGAACCAAAGCGGAGACUUGGUGAACAAGGCCUUCUCAGAGCUGCCCAGCGGAAGGGUCGAGAAGGCCCUGUCAGACUGCCAGCUGCGAGGCUUCCGCCUGCCCUGCUCAGCAGCAGAAACCAAGUUGGAAGAGCCAGUUAAUGGUGUGAGCUGGACCAGCUGCCAGGGACCUGAGGAGAGGACGGAGUACCAGAACAAAGUCAGGAGCAUCCUGAACAUCGUCAGAGAAGGGCAGAUCUCUCUCCUGCCACACCUUGCAGCAGACAACCUGGACAAGAUUCAUGACGAGAAUGGGAACAACCUGCUGCACAUCGCCGCCUCACAGGGGCAUGCUGAGUGCCUGCAGCACCUCACCUCCCUGAUGGGGGAAGACGGCCUCAACGAGCGCAAUGCAGGCAAGCUGACUCCUGCUGGCCUGGCCAUCAAGAAUGGCCAGCUGGAGUGUGUGCGCUGGAUGGUGAGUGAGACAGAAGCCAUCGCAGAACUGAGCUGCUCCAGGGACUUCCCCAGCCUCAUCCAUUACGCCGGCUGCUACGGCCAGGAGAAGAUUCUUCUGUGGCUGCUUCAGUUCAUGCAAGAGCAGGGCAUCUCACUGGAUGAGGUGGACCAGGAUGGCAACAGUGCCGUUCAUGUGGCCUCACAGCACGGCUUCCUGGGCUGCAUACAGACUCUGGUGGAAUACGGAGCAAACGUAACCAUGCAGAACCACGCCGGGGAGAAGCCAUCCCAGAGUGCUGAACGGCAUGGCCACACACUGUGCUCCCGGUACCUGGUGGUGGUGGAGACCUGCAUGUCCCUGGCCUCACAGGUGGUGAAGCUGACCAAGCAGCUCAAAGAACAGACGGUGGAGCGUGUCACCCUCCAGACUCAGCUGCAGCAGCUUUUGGAAGCCCAGAACUCAGAGGGCAAGUCUCUCCCUUCCUCUCCCAGUUCCCCAUCCUCACCUGCUUCUAGAAAUGCCCAGUGGAAGUCUCCAGAUGCAGAGGAGGAGUCUGCAGCCAAAAGCAAACCAGGGCUCCAAGAGGGGAUUCCAGCACUUGGCAGCCUGUCCACCUGCAGCCGGGCCAGGGCCAGAGCAAAAGAUGAAGAUCCUGACAAAAUCUUACGUCAGCUACUGGGCAAAGAAAUCUCGGAGAAUGUCUGCACCCAGGAAAAGCUGUCCCUGGAAUUCCAGGAUGCCCAGGCUUCCUCUAGAAACCCAAAGAAGAUCCCAGUGGAAAAGAGAGAGCUGAAGCUGGCCAGGCUGAGGCAGCUGAUGCAGAGGUCACUAAGCGAGUCCGACACAGACACCACCAACGCCGAGGACCCCAAGGCCACCCCUCUGAGGAAGCCUGAGAGACCCAGGCCGCAGCCCGUGGUUGAGAGUGUGGAGGGUGUGGACAGUGCCGAGAGCCUGCACCUGAUGAUAAAGAAGCACAGCGUGGCGUCCACACGCAGGUUUCCUUUUGGUAUCAAGGCCUCUAAACCUCUGGAUGGCCAUAGCCCGUCUCCCACAUCAGAGAGCAGCGAAGCAGAUGUGGAAUCCCAGUACGUGAGCCCUGGGAACACUGCCCCAGGCCAGGGCCCUGGAGACUCCACUCAGCCCAGCCCCGACAGCCCUGCAGCCCAGAAGGUGGCCACCAGUCCCAAGAGUGCCCUCAAGUCCCCCUCGUCCAAACGCCGGACAUCCCAGAACUUGAAACUCAGAGUUACUUUUGAGGAGCCUGUGGUACAGAUGGAGCAAGCAAACACCGAUCCAAGUGGGGAGAGAGACAAGGACCGGUGCAGGACCGCCCCCCGGGCCCCCCCAGGCAGCGAGUCAGGGGAUCAGCUGAAAAGGCCUUUUGGGACCUUCCGGUCCAUCAUGGAGACACUAAGUGGUAACCAGAACAACAACAAUAACUCACAGACAGCCAGUCAGCUGAAGACCUCGACCUUGCCCUUAACCUCACUCGGAAGGAAGAUGACAGAUGCCAAGGGAACCCUCGUGAGCUCUGCUGGCAAAGGAAAAAGCAAGGCAGGGAUGUUUGGCAGCUGCAUCAGUCUGUCCUCUAGCAUGCUGACUGAAGAGCCUCUGCGUGGCUGUGCACGGCAUAAUGACAUCAGUAGAAAAAUGAAGAAAUCCUACAGCAUAAAGCACAUUGCUGAGCCAGAGUCAAAAGAACUCUUCUUGUAAAUUCCUUUUUUGAAUCUUUCAUCAAUGUCCCUGGGACACCAUUGGAAAUUACCGGAUGUAGAUCCACCACAACACCACCUCACCAGCAGAAGAAUAGAAGUAUCAGGAUGCCUUAAAUUCAUAGUAUUCAACUCUCUAGGAUACGUUUUUUGGGGGUGAUAAAUGUAUAUAAACUCAUUUUUAAAGAGAUGCUGUUUCAAAGCAUGAUUGGAUAAGUGUUUUUUAACAUUGGAUGGAGCCAGCCCACGUACAGAACACUGACACAGCCAUGUUCAUUUCAUGUUCCAGUUGCAUGCAUGUUUGCUAACGUUGGCUGAACUUCCCUGUCCCC
Molecule: messenger RNA, 3241 nt
Organism: Ochotona curzoniae (black-lipped pika)
Lineage: Eukaryota; Metazoa; Chordata; Mammalia; Lagomorpha; Ochotonidae
Gene: SNCAIP
Product: synuclein alpha interacting protein
Exons: 11
Coding region: 1-2910 (969 amino acids)
Molecular function (GO): ubiquitin protein ligase binding
Source: RefSeq, a predicted model, not a curated record